Messenger RNA from Peromyscus leucopus (white-footed mouse), 4677 nucleotides. It is a transcript of the gene Slc60a1, whose product is annotated as major facilitator superfamily domain containing 4A. The record is from RefSeq and is a predicted model, not a curated record. Gene Ontology annotation, biological process: transmembrane transport. The coding region runs from base 113 to 1663 and encodes 516 amino acids. The transcript is spliced from 10 exons. Lineage: Eukaryota; Metazoa; Chordata; Mammalia; Rodentia; Cricetidae.
GGGCGGGGCAGCUGCGCGGCGCUCCCCUCCUCUCUUCUCCUCCUCCUCCCGCCCGGCCUCCGGUCGACCGGCGCACUCGGCCCUGGGCGAGCUGCGAGCUGCCGGCCGAGCCAUGGGCUGCGACGGCCGGGUGUCGGGGCUGCUCCGCCGCAACCUGCAGCCCACGCUCACCUACUGGAGCGUCUUCUUCAGCUUCGGCCUGUGCAUCGCCUUCCUGGGGCCCACGCUGUUGGACCUGCGCUGCCAAACGCACAGCUCGCUGCCCCAGAUCUCCUGGGUCUUCUUCUCGCAGCAGCUCUGCCUCCUGCUGGGCAGCGCCCUCGGGGGCGUCUUCAAGAGGACCCUGGCCCAGUCGUUAUGGGCCCUCUUCACCUCUACCCUGGCCAUCUCCCUGGUAUUUGCUGUCAUCCCCUUCUGCCAUGAUGUGAAGGUGUUGGCCUCGGUGAUGGCGCUGGCGGGCCUAGCCAUGGGCUGCAUCGACACCGUGGCCAACAUGCAGCUGGUGAGGAUAUACCAGAAGGACUCAGCCUUCUUCCUUCAGGUCCUCCAUUUCUUCGUGGGCUUUGGUGCUCUGCUGAGCCCCCUGAUUGCUGACCCCUUCCUGUCAGAGGCCAGCUGCUUUCCUGCUAACAGCACAGCCAAUGCCUCCUCCAGAAGCCAUCUGUUCCAUGCAUCCAGGGUCCUGGGCCCGCAUCAGGUAACAACCCAGCCUUGGUCAAACCAGACGAUCCCCGGGCCAUCCCCAAAGGAUUCGACGACAGAGAACCACGUAUCCUUUGCCUUCUGGAUCAUGGCUCUCAUCAACCUCCCAGUGCCCCUGGCGGUCCUGUUCCUGCUGUCCAAGGAGCGGCUGCUGACCUGCCCCCAGCGGAAGCCACUGCUCCUGUCUGCGGAUGAACUUGCCCUGGAGACCCGGCCUGCUGAGAAGGAAGACACCUCCUCACUGGCCCCCAAGUUUCAGUCACACCCAGGGCAGGAGGACCUGUUCAGCUGCUGCCAGAGGAAGAACUUCCGGGGAGCCCCAUGCUCUUUCUUCGCCAUCCACAUCACAGCCGCUCUGGUCCUGUUCAUGACAGACGGGAUGAUGGGCGCCUAUUCUGCCUUUGUGUACAGCUAUGCCGUGGAGAAGCCACUGUCCGUGGGACACAAGAUGGCUGGUUACCUCCCCAGCCUCUUCUGGGGCUUCAUCACCCUGGGCCGGCUCAUCUCCAUCCCUGUCUCCUCAAGAAUGAGGCCAGCCACCAUGGUGUUCAUCAAUGUGGUGGGUGUGGUGGUGACAUUCCUGCUCCUGCUUAUUUUCUCCUACAAUGUCAUCUUCCUGUUCGUGGGGACCGCAAGCCUCGGGCUGUUUCUGAGUAGCACCUUCCCCAGCAUGCUGGCCUACACGGAGGACAUCCUCCAGUACAAAGGCUGUGCGACUACCGUGCUGGUGACCGGGGCAGGAAUUGGCGAGAUGGUCCUGCAGAUGCUGGUUGGUUUGAUCUUCCAGGCCCAGGGCAGUUACAGUUUCCUGGUCUGUGGUGUGAUCUUUGGCUGCCUGGCUUUUAUCUUCUACACCGUGCUCCUGUUUUUCCACAGGAUACACCCUGAACUCUCAUCAGGUGAAGACAUGACUCUGAUCGCGACAAGUUCCCUGGAGCGCAUGACGCACCAUCACCCGUAAGCAUCCCGCUCAGAGAUGGAGACCGCGCCUUCAGUAAGUAGUUCUGACAAUGUAAGAGAAUGAUGGGACAGCGCCCGCACUGGGAACAGCAGACCCAGACGAAAACUAACAAAGCGCUUUCCACAGAAGCCAGCAUCUGGGCGUGUCUGCCGGAGACAGAUCAUGUGUCUGUCCCUUCCCAGCGCUAUGUGUCCAAGAACACUUAGCCGCUCAAAUCCAUAGAGACCCGCAUCACGCUCCCACCCCCUCAUAUCCCCACCCGCUCCACAGACCACAGCAUCAACACUCUCCAUCCUGUAGGUUUGGAAAUUCAUUCCCAGCCCCAGGUUUCUGCUCAGGCCUGCACUUGUCUCCACACCUUUCCAAGCCAAAGCAUGGCACCAUGGCAUGACUCCCAGUUUUUGGCACAGGCAAAUGACACAUAUGAAGUAAAUAAGUGAUAAACAGGACAAGCCACUGAGUAAAAUGUUCCUCCAGCUGCUUAAGUGUCCCAAAUGGAAAAAAAAAAAAAAAAAAGAAACACAACAAAAACAGCACUUUACAAUCCAGCGAGAAGGCGGAAGCUGGCAUAUACUUCAUCGUCAAGUAACCUGAUGUAAUUGUGAAGCUGUUGGUAAAAUAUAACAUAAAGUCAAAGAAGUCUGUAAGAAGACUAUAAAAAUAAAACUGUCAGUCGUGCGUAACACAGAGAUGAAAAGGAACAGCUGUCAGGACGUGCAGGGAAUCCAGAAGGCAUUUGGGAAUGAAUCCCAUGAGAAAGAAUUAAUGGGAAAUUGGAAAAAGCUAUGACAAAGCUCCAGAACAUUUCAAGCUAGAAUUUUCCAUAUUAAAAAAAAAAAAAAGUCUGUAUUUGAGAAUCAAACAGCAACUUCAUGUUGAGUCAGUGAUUUAGGACAGUGCUUGAUUUUAGAGUCAUCUGCUGGGGUGCGGGAAGGAUUCAGCAGGCCGGGAUGCUAUGCAGCAUUUAUUUCUUAUGCUAACCCCUCACUGUGUAUGUUACAGUGUGACUGUCAUGUUAACAGAGUGAAUUCUGGGGAGAAAUUUCUGUGUUGAAAAACAUCUACUGUGCCGAACAGUAGCUUACAGUCAUAAUGCCAGGACUUGGGAUACCAAGGCGGGAAGAUUUGCCAAGAGUUUGAGGCCAGCCUAGACUAAAAACUAAGACCCAGUCUCAAAAAUCAAAAAAGAAAAUAAACACAAAAGAAAACUUUUUCCUAAUCAAGGUGUGUGUUCCAGGAGACUGCCAACUGUUCUUCUACGAUUCUAUUGAGGGUCUCAAUGGUGCUUAAGACAUUACCACAUAAAGCUGCCUUUCAGAAUGUUAAAAUCACAGGCCUCAGUAAAACAGUACUAGACCUCACCCAGCACAAGGCCAAGGUGAACAAAAGACUGUGGUAACAUCAGCAGCUGGCAUUACGCCAUAAAGGCCAAGCCUCUGGUAUACCUGCCAGCCACUCCUGCCUUUUUUGAUCUCUAGUACAGAAUACAAAUCUGAAAGGAAUUUUCCAGUUUAAGAAGAAAAAAUCCAGUACUCUAUCCAAGUUCAUGGCCUUGCUUUCUCCACCAAAAUUUGAAAAAACAGUCAGACCUGGUAGUGUACACUUGUAAAUGCCAGCAUUUGGGAUUCAGUUCACACACAGCCUGGGUGACAUAGAAAGAUCCUAUCUCAGAAACAAAAACAAAAACCACAGAGAAAAAAAAAUUACACUUAUAUUUUAACUGUUAAAAUGUAAGGGAAAAUAAACUUAUAUUUUAACUCAAUGAAGCUUAAUGAUGGCCUUCUGAGGGCUUUUAGAUUCAAUUAUAUAUUACAUACUUUUUUAAUCAGUGGAAAUGUCUACUCUUAUUCAAACACAUAGACUACAAGGACUGUAACAUCACAAUAAUAUUAUGAGAAGUCAUUAAAAGAUCACUUAAGUUAGACCUGACAUUUUAAUUUUGUAUUUAAAAAAAUCAGCAUGAGUAAGAGAAAAGUACAGAUCAAGUGAAAAUGCAUCCAGGGAAGUAUACACAGGGGUGUGGGGCACCACACUGAGCCACAGAAAACCAAGGAAACCAGCAGACUCUCCAAACCCAGGUCUUCCCAGGACCCUGAAACCCCGACUCUUACACCUUCAGUCACUGAGCUGAGCAGAGAUGGUCCAGAGCAGAAGAAAAGCCAAGAGGCCUCAGAAGAUGUCUCAACCCCUGACAACCUGCUCAUCUCCCCUGCCUCUGUCUACUGAUACCCAGCACCAUUUGCCCUGGCAAGAUGACUGGGCGUGGAUGCCAGAUGUAAGCUGAAGGUACAGAAUCUCCCCUGAAUACUGACCUGUGGACGCUAAGAAUUCUAUGGUUAUUCAAACCAUACAAAGCUCAGACUUUUUCAGGAAGGAGGUAGUCUACAGGAAGAAAUGUCUGCCUCACACAUACAGCAAGGUUAGAAACUGACUUUAAAAAGGAUACAGGCGAGCACGAGAGUGCGCGCGCGCCACACACACACACACACACACACACACACACACACACACACACUUCUUCGAAUUCACUCAUUUCAAGAAGAAAGCAGGUCCCUCUACUGCCCAAGGCCUCAUGGUUUCUUACAAAGUUGCUCUGAGUUUUUUGCUUCUGUUUUUCGAGACAGGGUCUCAUGUAGUCCAAGCUAGUCUCAAACUCACUGCGUAGCUGAGCCUAUCCCUGAUUCUUGAUCCUCCAGCUUCCACUUCCCAAGUGCUGGGAUCACAGACCUGUGCUACCACACCCAGCCUGAGUUUCAAUGGUGCCCUUGGAUCCAUGGCACCUCUGUGCUAAAAACAGCAAGUUAUCAAAUAUAUCAUCUGUGAAAAUAAACCAAUGGCUUUUCUCCUUUAACUCAGGAAGAUAAACUUUUUUUAUGUUUUCUAGAAUUUCAAACACCUAGGUAGGUCUACUCUCAUAUUUACUUAGUACACACUAUAUUAACCCACUAAAUUACUACAAAGUGCUGCUGAGGGUAAUUCCAAAUAUGCAUGCAAACUAAAUAUUCCACAUGGGAA